AUGUUUCAUUCAUAACCAAUUAUAGGAGAAUUAAUAAACAAUCACGUUAAUUUAGCCAAUUAACUCAUAAAACAAAAAGAAGAAUUAUGUUACCAACAUUCAAAGAAUAUGGAUGCAUUUGCUGAUUGUAUGCUAAUUAAAGAGAAGAGAUUUAAGAAAUUAUAGAUGAAAUCUGAAAUAUUCAUUAGAUUUUGUGAAUUAAAAUACGAGAAUUGUCUAAAAGACAAGGAAGAGCAAGCUUGCUUAAAGAGGGUUAACAACCUUUUCGAUGAUUUCAAUUAUCAUAUGAAAUAUGAGAAUGUGUAGAAAUUAUGA
Molecule: messenger RNA, 315 nt
Organism: Paramecium octaurelia
Lineage: Eukaryota; Ciliophora; Oligohymenophorea; Peniculida; Parameciidae
Source: the annotation of a GenBank genome assembly